AAUGUCCAAGAGAAAACCACGCAACAAAAAAAGAAACAACAAAGCACUGAGCAGAAAAAAUGUGGUAUCUGCAAGUGGGUCCUGGGCAGCCUUGUAUUGAUCACAGUGAUUGGUAGUGUGUUGAUCUACGACACGAAUGUAAACGGAAAAGGUGUGUUUGAACGUUCAGCUACCGGGAAAGUAUUGAAGAAUGCCGGAGUGUUACCGCAUGUGAAGAAUGCUUGGUACAUGUCGAUGGGAGCUGCAGCACGCGGUUACAAAUGGGCCGAACUCCAUGUGCUACCAUACGCGAAGCCUGCUGGCCAGCUGGUGUGUGAUCUCUUCAAAUUGUCACGCAAUGCCGCCUUUAAUAUAUAUGGUGUGUUCUCAGAUUUUGUAACGUCUAAACUACCUGUUGCUGCGAACUUUGUAAGUAAUUGUAUUUUAUGCUAAUUUAUGCACAUUUGU
This is a messenger RNA of Rhagoletis zephyria (snowberry fruit fly), 447 nucleotides long. RefSeq lists its product as uncharacterized. The record is from RefSeq and is a predicted model, not a curated record. Lineage: Eukaryota; Metazoa; Arthropoda; Insecta; Diptera; Tephritidae.